Molecule: messenger RNA, 3749 nt
Organism: Anguilla rostrata (American eel)
Lineage: Eukaryota; Metazoa; Chordata; Actinopteri; Anguilliformes; Anguillidae
Gene: hsd17b4
Product: hydroxysteroid (17-beta) dehydrogenase 4
Exons: 24
Coding region: 415-2634 (739 amino acids)
Molecular function (GO): oxidoreductase activity
Source: RefSeq, a predicted model, not a curated record
AUUGAUAUCAUCUGUACGCAUGCGUAGCAAACGUACUUUACACUUACAGAACGCUCCCCAGCUGCUGUUUCAAGUACAGUACCAACUUUAGUCAAGCAGUUAAUUGAAGUAGCUAUAUAAAAAUAAAUUCUGUAAAGCUAGCCUCCCUCUGCUACCUUUGUGCAGACAGAAGCAGCAAGGGUUUGUCUGCUUGCAAUUUAACUAGGCUGCUAUCCUUCAAGAGACAGAAGACGGAAGUAAGGAACGUUAGCUAUGCAGCAGAUGACUAGCUAGUUAGACAACGUUAACCUAUAGCUUGCUAUAUCUUUUGCUGUUCAUUGGAAAGCGUGUUUAACCUUACUUUGUUGUUGUUGUUGUCACACAUCGGUCUGUGCGCUUGACUUUUUGUUUUGGGAGAACUGUCACCUUGUCAUCAUGUCCGAGCUGUUGAGAUUCGAUGGGAAAGUUGUGCUGGUUACUGGAGCAGGUGGAGGGCUUGGGAGAGAGUAUGCUUUGGCCUUUGGUGAGCGCGGGGCCUCCGUUGUAGUGAACGACCUUGGAGGAGACAUUAAAGGAGACGGGAAGAGUUCCUCUGCAGCAGAUAAAGUGGUGGAAGAGAUCAAGGCCAAGGGGGGGAAGGCAGUAGCUAACUAUGAUUCUGUGGAAAAUGGAGACAAGCUGGUCCAGACAGCCCUGGAUGCUUUUGGACGAAUAGAUAUUGUAAUAAAUAAUGCUGGGAUUCUACGAGAUCGCACCUUUGGCCGGACCAGUGACUUAGAUUGGGACCUAAUCCACAGAGUACAUCUGAGGGGCUCCUUCCUGGUCACCCGUGCUGCCUGGAACCACAUGAAGAACCAGAAGUAUGGCAGGAUCAUCAUGACGUCGUCGGCCGCCGGCGUCUACGGGAACUUCGGCCAGGGGAACUACAGCGCGGCCAAAAUGGGCCUGGUGGGGCUGUCCAACACGCUGGCCAUCGAGGGCCGCAAGUACAACAUCCACUGCAACGCCAUCGCCCCCACCGCCGGGUCCCGCCUCACGCAGACCGUCAUGCCCCCAGAUCUGCUGGAGUCUUUGAAAGCAGAAUACGUGGCUCCGUUGGUUCUGUGGUUGUGCCACGAGCAGUGCCAGGAGACGGGCAGUCUGUUUGAGACAGGAGCUGGCUGGAUCGGGAAGUUGCGCUGGGAGCGGACUCAGGGCCACAUCGUGCGGCGCAGGGACGAGGCCAUGACCCCCGAGGCCGUGCGGGAGGGCUGGGAGCAGAUCUGCGACUUCACCGACGCCACCAAGCCGACCACCAUCGGAGAGUCAAUUAGCACCCUGGUGGAGGUGCUGUCGCGGGUGGACACCAGCGAGGGAGUAACGCCAAAUCCCACCAGCACUGUGGCCGCCGCCCCGUCCGGCGGGAUCAAUCCUCUGGAGGCGGUGGGGCAGAAGCUUCCGGACAUGGCCUUCAGCUACUCGCACACGGAGUGCAUCCUGUACGCGCUGGGCGUGGGCAUGACCACGCGCGAGGAGGACCACCUCCGCUUCCUGUACGAGGGCCACGCGGACUUCGCCUGCCUGCCCACCUUCGGCGUCAUCCCCGCCCAGGCCUCCAUGAUGGGCGGGGGCCUGGGCUCCGUCCCCGGGCUCGACUUCGACUUCACCCGGGUCCUGCAUGGCGAGCAGUACCUGGAGCUGUACAGACCUCUGCCCACGUCAGGGAAGCUGACCUCCAAGGCAACGGUCGCAGAUGUGCUGGACAAAGGGUCGGGAGCCGUCAUCCUCCUGGACGUUCACACGUACGACGGCGAGGAGUUGCUCUGCUUCAACCAGUUCUCCGUGUUCAUCGUGGGCGCCGGGGGCUUUGGAGGAAAGAGAACCUCUGACAAAGCUAAGAGUGCGGUGGCGCCCCCAGACAGAGCUCCAGAUGCCGUCCUGACAGACCAAACCACCAGGGAUCAGGCGGCCCUGUACAGACUGAGCGGAGACUGGAACCCCCUGCACAUAGACCCCAGCUUCGCUGCCAUGGGAGGGUUCCAGUCCCCCAUCCUGCACGGGCUGUGCUCGUUUGGGUUCGCCGGGCGCCACGUUCUGCAGCAGUACGCCAACAACGACGUCUCCAGGUUCAAGGCCAUCAAGGUGCGCUUUGUGAAGCCGGUGUUCCCAGGCCAGUCUCUGCAGACCGAGAUGUGGAAAGAAGGAAACAGAAUCCACAUUCAGUGCAAGGUGAAGGAGACUGGAGCCGUGGUGUUGGCCGGAGCAUACGUGGAUCUGCACGGGUCCGACGACACCGCUACGCCCGAGAAGGUUCCCGAGGCGGGGGCGCUGCAGAGCGACCUGGUGUUCGAGGAGAUCGGCCGGCGCAUUAAGACCCUGGGGGCGGAGAUGGUGAGGAAGGUCAACGCCGUCUUCGGCUGGGAGAUCACCAAGGCGGGAAGCGUCGCCGCGCAGUGGACCAUCGAUCUGAAGAGUGGGGAGGGCUCCCUGCACAAGGGCCCGUUCGGCGGGAAAGCGGACGUGACGCUGACCCUCUCAGACGAGGACUUCAUGGACGUGGUGCUGGGGAAGCUCAACCCGCAGAAGGCAUUUUUUGGUGGUAAGCUGAAGAUGAGGGGCAAUAUCAUGUUGAGCCAGAAGCUGGAGAUGAUCCUCAAGGACCACGCCAAGCUGUGAGCGUUCAGCGACCGGACCUCCCACUUCAGCUUCAAACUGUUAAGCCGCGUUUCCACCAAAAGUACCCGGAACCUUUAGUCCCGGGAACUACUUUUCAAGAAAGUAAAAGGUUCCUUCAGCCCACUGUUGUCUGCGUUUCCACCAUGGUCUAAAGUCCCGCAAAGAUUAGGCAAAUUAGCCCACUGACGUAUGAAAAAGCGACAUUGUCGUCGGUCCAUCUGUCCUAUGAUUUCUUCUGUAACUCCAUACUACCACCGAAGUAGCCUACAUUAUUUUCUAAUAACCGGGACAGCCCGGAGGGGUUUAUUCCACUUAUAUGCAACGGGUAACUAACAAUGACUGUAUAUGGUUACUUUUGCAUUUAUUGAUUUUUAUCGAUUUAAUCACCUGGAAUUUAAAUAUUCUUCUGCAGCCGUUUGGGCAUAUUUUACCGUUGUCAAGCAAAACUGUCGUUGGUAGUUGAACUUGGACCGUUGUUAUGCAACAAAUAGGAUAUAACAGGCCAAUAGUCACAUUGUAACGGUUUUAUAUAUCCCCUCAAACACAUUCAUUAUGUUUUUAUGCGAACAUUCACUUUCAUUCGCACCGAGUUCCUCAAAAGGUUCCUAGUUCCGGGGUGAAGUUCCUGCGGUGGAAACGCGGCUUUAGUCAUCCUUCUCUGUGAGGAAAUGUGAUUCGCAUUAACCCGCUCUGACUGACCUUAGAAACCUCUGCAUCAGGUACUGUACGCAUUGAUUUACAUGCGAGAACCCUGAGAAAUGUGUGAACUGUAAAUUGAAGUGUGAAUCUGUCCAGAUGGGCUUGGAUCUUUUUUCCUGGAAUCAGUGUCACGAUCAAACGCCUAACUGUUCUCUAGAUCGUGAUCCGUGGAUCAUGAUUUCAGGUCGGAAUUCCUGAUUAAUCAGGAAAAUUCACAUCCGCGAGAUCAUGGAUACAAUUAUUUUUACAUUGUCUAAUAGCCAUUUAAUAUGCUGCUUUUGCUCCCGAAACACUAUCACCAUAAACAAUCGCCAAGAUUCGCAAAUCAAUCUGAAUAGGCAUGGGGAGUGGACAGUCGCUCGCGAAAUGCUUUUGUAAUUAACGGAAAUAUUAAUAAAGAUUAUUUUGGCAAAGAU